AUGCUUGCUUCCAAGAAAGUAGCAUCUAAACGGAUAUCAAGUACCCCAUGGAUUGGUAGUGUUGGGGGAGAGUUUGACGACCUCAAGGUUGAUGUGGAUAGUGGGAGCCGAGUUGGUACAUCAUCCGAAUUGAAAGCUCAUUGCAUUGCUGAGGAUGAUGACUACGAUGUGAAGGUCACUGCUGUUGGACUUGCGGGUAUCAAUCUAACCAGAGACAAAGACGGUCCAAUAGCCCCCCUUCAGGCUUCCCAACUUACCCCGGCCUUCUCUACUGAACCGAGUGUAUCCAUUCGGUCGGGAACUCGCAGAUCCACUUCGAGCAGACGUGGAGCCUCUAAUAGGGGAGGACUAUCCAUGUUUACUAAUCAUACCACCACCACAAUGGUUUCAUCGACCUAUCAUUCCUCAGAUUUGGACAGUUUUUCAGAAGGAGUACCAGACAGUGAAAUGGAUUCAGAGGAUGAAAGUCUGCAACCCAGUACCGAUUCUGGCGAUUCACGAGAUGGUGACGAUGAAAUCAAGAGCAUCUUAUCAUCGGACUUUGAUUCCCUUGAUCUAGAAUUCGACGAGGCGCGACAUGGCAGUGAGUCACUAGAUGAUGAACCUUCCAGUUCAGACGACUCUUCUAGUUCAGACAGUUCCGUUUCAGAACGAGAUGAGCCAACAUCUCCACAGCACGAGAAGCAAAACAAGGCAGAAUUGAGACCUGAUAUGCGAUGGAACGCCUUGGAAAGCUCUCCAAGUCUCAAGUCAAACCCCUUCGCGCCACAUAGUGAAAUGAUUUCCAACUCUUCCCUGUUUGUUCAAGUUGCUGAAGAUGAAGAGAACGACCAUCGCAAGAGUGGUGUUGGAGGCGGGGGCUUUGUUUAUAUUCGUGGCAACGGUGAUGACUAUGUAGACGAAGAAAAUGACUAUGUAGCCGAAGAAAAUGAGCAUGCUGUUCCAUGCAAUGAUGCAAAGGAAAUAAGAAAAAGCAACGUCGCUGAUGUGUUGGAAUACAGGUCAGGUUCCGAGCACACAUCAUUUCUUUUGGAAUUGGACCACAACAUGCAACGAAAUGUUAGCGGAUUGACACUUCAUUCAGGGCUAGGUAGGCAAACUUCCCAUAGAGCCACGAGACGAGGAGGCAAACGAAAUCGGGCUGCGGAUGCGUGGCAGAACGAAGUUUGGAAUCACGAGCCUGAUGUGCAGCGCGAAAUCGAUGGAAUCCCAAACCAGCCCCUUCCACCACCGCCACCACCCUCUUCAACACCACCGCAUCCAUCACAAAACAAGAAAAAUUCGAUACUACGGAGUCAAUCAUACAGUUCCAAAGUAUCCAAAGUUUCGGCACUGUCAACACCUACAAUGGAAGGAAGAAAGUCUGUGACCCCAAGACAUCUCAGGAAACAUUCCUCCACAGGAUCGUUUGAAUCAAGUUGGGACAGUACUAUUAUGUCAUCGCCAAGAACUGCAAAGGGCACCAAGAAACUUAGAGUGGACGGGGCAGAAGGCUCAGGAAGGGAUGCCCUAUCUUCACCUGAAAAUCCUACGUUUCAUCCAGGAAACCGAGCUUCUGGUGUUUCGUUGGACAUUCCUCCACCACCACCUGCUCGGCAUGGGACCCCCCGUAGCCAACCUCCGCCGCCACCGCCUCUGCCACCGGGUACUCCUGACACUCCCGAUAACCGGAGCAGCAACAACGGACGACCUUCGAUGGUGAACAUGAGGGAACUAUCCAAGCUGUCUACGAUCACUUCCGAUUCUGCUCUUACCACCCCAACUGUCAAAGAACGCCAUCGGAAGAAUCUAGAACGUCUGAAUGACCAGAUGAACGCGGCCAUUGGUGUGAGUCCUCGAUUGAGAGCUACCAAGUCUUCUGGAAGUAACUUGUCGAUUGUCGAACGUCGAGAAUCAGUGAGGCUGUUACGAGAAAAGCUACAGCACAGCUUCCGGCAUGUGGUCUUUCCCGGCAGUCCCAAAGACCGGAAGACGAAGGGGAAUGCAUCCUCAAUUCCCUCGGUUCCUGAUACGCGAUUGCGUGAAAGUAGUUUCAGCCCCACAAGUCAGUACAGGCGUACUGCUCGUAAAUAA
Cylindrotheca closterium is the source of this 2073-nucleotide messenger RNA. NCBI's taxonomy places the organism in Eukaryota, Bacillariophyta, Bacillariophyceae, Bacillariales, Bacillariaceae. The record is from the annotation of a GenBank genome assembly.